This is a messenger RNA of Penicillium brasilianum, 897 nucleotides long. The record is from the annotation of a GenBank genome assembly. NCBI's taxonomy places the organism in Eukaryota, Fungi, Ascomycota, Eurotiomycetes, Eurotiales, Aspergillaceae.
AUGUCUUACAACGAUAACGACCGCUCUUACGGCUCUGGAGGUAGCGACUCCUACGGCUCCUCCAACCGCAACACCGACUCCUACGGUUCGUCUGACCGCGACAAUGACAACUCCUUCGGAUCCUCCAACCGUGGCGGCAACGACUCCUACGGAUCGAGCAACAAUGAUUCAUAUGGCUCGUCCAACCGUGGCGACAAUGACUCCUACGGCUCUAGCAACAAGGAUUCGUACGGUUCUUCUAACACUGACUCCUACGGAUCCUCCAACCGCAGCGGUAACGACUCCUACGGCUCUAGCAACAAGGAUUCGUACGGCUCUUCCAACACUGAUUCCUACGGUUCCUCCAACCGCAGCGGUAACGAUUCUUACGGAUCGUCCGGCCGUGACAAUGACGACUCCUUCGGUUCUUCCAACCGUAAGACCGACACCUAUGGAUCGUCUGGCAACAGCGAUUCGUAUGGCUCCUCUGGCCGCGAUGGUAACACUUCCUCCUACGGCUCUUCGGGUCGUGACAACGACAAUGACAACUCGUACGGCUCGUCCGGCCGCAACACCGACUCGUAUGGAUCUGGCAACAACGAUUCCUACGGCUCUUCCAACAAGGACUCCUACGGGUCUUCCAAUAAGGACUCCUAUGGAUCUUCAAACAACGACUCCUAUGGCUCGUCCGGCCGUAACACCGACUCGUAUGGAUCUGGCAACAACGAUUCCUACGGCUCGUCCAACAAGGACUCCUACGGGUCUUCCGGUAACGACUCCUAUGGAUCGUCCAACCGCAGCGGCGGCGACAGCACCUUUGGAAAGGUCCUGGAGAAGGCUGGUGACCUGUUGAACAGCAACUCUCUGCAGGAGCGUGGCCAGGAGCGACGUGAGCAGAAGCGCUCGGAUGACUAUUAA